UUCUUCCUCGUAACAUCUCUCUCUUCUUAACCUGAAUUUUCUCUCACCCAUCCACCGGAGGAAUUUGGCCGUCAACUACUUCUCCGUGGCCGUGCCCUAGAGAUUUUGAUCUUAAUCACAUCUGGCCAGCUAAAAGAAUGAAACGAAAAUGAGAUUGAACUCGGAAUCAUUCGACUUUUUUCAGUUAUUCUUCUCAAUUUCCGCAGGAUCGAAUGGGAACUCCGCCUCCUUUGAUCUCCUUCUUCUUCCUCCUCAUUUCUCUCGUCGUUCUUGUUAACGCUGAUACUGAUCUAAGGAUACCUCCUUUGACUCCGAUCAAUCGCGAUCUCUACCAUUCCAGUGACGCCUUGAUGGCGCAAAUAAAAGCGUUGGUAAGACGUCAUCCAGACAAGCUCAAUUUGGACUCUUUUGGUAGCACAAGUAGGGAAUAUCAUGCAGAGAUGAAUGUUGUUACUUAUUGCCGGAACAGAACGGAGAUUGAUGACAGGUCAAAGUUGAGGAUUCUUCUUAGUUUUGGUCAGCAUGGAAGGGAGCUUAUUACCUCAGAGGUUGCAUUUCGACUCUUAUCCAUCUUAAGUGAAGAGCAAUUUCUACCCAGUAUAGAUCCUGCUUCUUUGAACAAAACCCUUGACAGAAUUGUUGUAAAGGUGGUGCCAAUGGAAAAUUUUAAUGGUCGCAAAAUUGUUGAAGCAGGAGAUCUUUGUGACAGAAGAAAUGGAAGAGGGGUUGAUUUAAAUCGAAAUUGGGCUGUGGACUGGGGCAAAAAAGAGAAGGAUUAUGAUCCAUACGAAGAAAAUCCAGGCGUUGCUCCAUUUAGUGAGCCUGAGUCCCAAAUAAUGCAAAAACUAAGCAUGUCAUUUGAACCACACAUAUGGGUCAAUGUGCAUUCAGGGAUGGAGGCAUUAUUUAUGCCCUAUGAUCACAAAAAUACAACUCCUGAUGGAUUGCCUUCUCGUAGAAUGAGAUUGUUGCUUGAUUAUUUGAAUAACCGACACUGUAAUAACCGUUGCAUUGUUGGAUCGGGGGGUGGUUCAGUUGGGUAUCUUGCUCAUGGAACUGCUACAGAUUACAUGUACGAUAUUGCAAAGGUCCCAAUGGCUUUCACCUUCGAGAUCUAUGGAGAUAUGACAGCAUCAUCAAAGGAUUGCUUCAAAAUGUUCAAUCCUGUGGAUCUUCCAACCUUUAAUAGAGUUCUGAAUGAUUGGUCCGGUGCAUUCAUGACAAUGUUCAACUUGAGCGUAAACCAGAUAAUGAAUAAUAGGUCUUUUGAGGGGUCGGACGAGUUGUUGUCAAUGGACGAUUAUCUAAAUGGUUAUUUGGUAGGGGGGAGAAGGAGUAGUAGGAAUGGAAAGAAAACCGAGGUUUUGGAGCUUGGUAUGCAGGAAAUAAGAACAUAUUUCAGGCUCUUCUUGUUGUCAUGUGUGCUCUUGAUGUUUAUGUUCUGUUCUAGGAUCUCAAAGAACAACAAUAGACAAAUGGUUCCCAACAUCCCAAUUUAGCCAUUUCUAUUUACUCAGAUCUCUCUCUCAUUUCAAAGGAGAAGAUUAGAGAUUUUAUAUGCAGAAAUUUUUACUUGUAAGUUAACUUCAGAAUGAUUACAUUAUAUUUUUUAUUUAUGAAUAUGAUUUUCUAUUUCAAAACUA
Impatiens glandulifera is the source of this 1643-nucleotide messenger RNA. RefSeq names its product carboxypeptidase A6-like. The transcript is spliced from 11 exons. The record is from RefSeq and is a predicted model, not a curated record. Bases 213 to 1499 code for a protein of 428 amino acids. Gene Ontology annotation, molecular function: zinc ion binding; metallocarboxypeptidase activity. Gene Ontology annotation, biological process: proteolysis. Lineage: Eukaryota; Viridiplantae; Streptophyta; Magnoliopsida; Ericales; Balsaminaceae.